AGCUCCGAUUUCAAAUUCCCAAAAACAGAAGACAACAAAACAUUUUGUUUCUCUCUCUGCCUCCGACUCUCUCUCUCUCCAAUGGCGGCGACGCUAACCAGAGAUCAGUACGUGUACAUGGCGAAGCUCGCCGAGCAGGCGGAGCGUUACGAGGAGAUGGUGCAGUACAUGGAGCAGCUCGUCGUCAGCGCAACUCCGUCCGGUGAGUUAAGGGUGGAGGAGCGGAACCUCCUAUCCGUUGCCUACAAGAACGUGAUCGGAUCUCUGCGCGCGGCUUGGCGGAUCGUGUCGUCGAUCGAGCAGAAAGAAGAGGGCCGUAAGAAAGAUGAGCACGUGUCCCUCGUCAAGGACUACAGAUCUAAGGUGGAGGCCGAGCUGUCCUCCGUCUGCUCCGGCAUUCUCAGGAUUCUGGAUUCGCAUCUGAUUCCCUCGGCCGCCGCGAGCAAGUCGAAGGUGUUUUACCUGAAGAUGAAAGGGGAUUAUCAUCGCUAUAUGGCUGAGUUCAAGGCCGGGGAUGAGAGGAAAGCAGCUGUCGAAGAUACAAUGAACGCGUACAAAGCAGCUGAGGACAUUGCGCUUGCUGAUAUUCCACCUACACAUCCGAUAAGGCUGGGUCUGCCCUUCAACUUCCCCGUGUUUUCCUAUGAGAUCCAGAAUUCCGCCGAGGAAGCUUGCAGCAUGGCCAAACAGGCUUUCGAAGAAGCGAUAUCCGAGUUAGACGGCCUGAGAGAAGAGUCAUACAAGGACAGCGAUCUCAUCAUGCAAUUGCUGAGGGAUAAUCUAACUAUGUGGACUUCCUACAUGCAGGAGCAGACGGAUGAUGAUGAUGUCUGAGAAAGCCGUGGGACGUUGAGCUCAAGGCCAUGAGACAGCCCUUUUGUGGUUACGAUUACAUAUGAAGAGUUUUUUUUUUUUUUUUUUUUGGGUUAUUAUUGUGAUAUGAUAUCUUCUGUGUUCUCUUCAGUUAUAUUUUUAUCUCUACCUUUUUUUUAUAUGCUUCAUGCCACUCGACCAACCAUGGUCGCUCCUCUCUGAAAAUAAAAUUGCUGAAAUUACUUUUUGUUA
Tarenaya hassleriana is the source of this 1065-nucleotide messenger RNA. RefSeq names its product 14-3-3-like protein GF14 kappa. Gene Ontology annotation, cellular component: cytoplasm. The record is from RefSeq and is a predicted model, not a curated record. The transcript has 4 exons. NCBI's taxonomy places the organism in Eukaryota, Viridiplantae, Streptophyta, Magnoliopsida, Brassicales, Cleomaceae. Gene Ontology annotation, biological process: signal transduction. The coding region runs from base 82 to 834 and encodes 250 amino acids.